Molecule: messenger RNA, 1167 nt
Organism: Pocillopora meandrina
Lineage: Eukaryota; Metazoa; Cnidaria; Anthozoa; Scleractinia; Pocilloporidae
Source: the annotation of a GenBank genome assembly
AGGAGCUAAAGAAGUUACAUCGACCUGUUGAGAAGCGUAAAUUCAAGGUAAAGUCUUUCCAACUAAUCUGUGUUUCACAUCUAUAUCCCCUAUGCACACAUUGUGUUAUUUCUAUAGAAUUAAAAGGUAGAGCAAAUGUCUUGAAAAGUAAACGAAUUGGUGGGAUAUCCUACCAUCCGGCUGGGGCCCUAUAGAAGUAUUAACACUCCAAUAGAGGCUUCCUUCUAAGGAAAUUGAGAUAAGCUCUGGCGGUGUGGAAUACUAAGACCCGUAUGACUCGGUAGUAAUAUACUUGCCUUUGCGAUUAAAAGAUUGUUUAUGUUCUGUUUUCCAGAGAUGAGUGACUUAAAAGAGAAGGUACAGCUGUUUGAGCAGCCAGAAUAUGGUGGGGGAAAAGCGGUAAGAUAUUAAGUUAAAUCAGAUUUACUGCGAGAUUUUUUUCCAAAGAGUUGGAAAAGCUGCGAUUACCAUGGUUACGAUGGUUACCAUGAUCAUUCUGGAUUUCUCCGUGACUCGAGCUGAGUCACAAAGUAAGACCGAAAAAUCCGCGAGACUUUUCUAGAUUUCUUUCAGUCACUUUAACCUUUAAAACGCAAGUUUUUAUCAAAAUAAUUAAUCUUCUCCUGUUAAACAAGAGUUCAAGUCUCUAAGAACAUAAAGACCCAAAUUUGGGUUUUUGGCGUUAUAAACAUAAGAAAGUGAGCCAAAGAUUCCAUACUAAUAAAGCAACCUUUCAUGCUACAAGACCACUACUAGCAAGUUGACAAACAUGUUUCAUUUCUACAUUACUUUAUCCGCAAGUUGGCCAUAGGUUUUCUUUGAUUAUGAUUAAAUUGUACAAAACCCCUUUAGAAGUCUCUAAAAGGUAAAAUUACCAAUCAGAUCUUGGGUCCAUUUGGUUUCUCGCCAUAGUUUCUUACCGAGGACAACCCGGACCUAACUGUUGCUCCAGUAAACCUUCCCAAAGGAGCGUCCUCCGUGAAGAUCGGUUCUAACCAGAGGUCGUGGCGGGUGUUCACAGAAGUCAACUACCAAGGAGCUUCCACCAUUUUGUCCGCUGGGAAAGAUUAUUCAAGCCCGGAGAACAUUGGCCUUGUUGGCCCUAUCAAGAGCAUGCGUGUUUCAUAAGCAAUUCAGAAGAAGACAGUCUGGAAGUGUUUGAAGCAA